AUGACGAAAUCUUUAAAACAUCCGUCCAGUUCGUCCCUGUACGACAAUAAUGAAAUAUUUUCAGUUGUUUACAAACAGCGCGCGCUCGUAUCGCGACCACCCCCUGGUUCAGAUCUCAGUCAGGUGUCGAGCAUGUUGCUGCUGCUGCUACUGCUGCCGUUUCUACUAGACCUGCUCGGCGCUAGAGUAUCAGGAAAAGAAACUACACAAGAAUGUAAGCCCUAUGAGAGUACAUUCAGCGAGGACUGCCCUCCUGCCGAUUGGUGUAUAGGUUGUACUGUUUGCGAUUGUGACACUCAUGGAAAUUGGAACUGUCAUAUACUUAGCUUCUGUCCGGACAAAAAUAAUAAAAUAAAAACAACCAAAAAACCUUUACGAAAACCAAGAAAACCGCAAACGAAGAAUUCUGCCCCUAAACCAACAAAAACCACUAUUAAAAAUACGAAAUCAACUCGAUCCACAAAAACUACGAGUAGACCGAAUAGACCUGUAAAACGACAAACAAACAAGGUCAAAGAUACAGUCAAACAAACACAUAAAGCAAGUAAAUAUAUAAAAAAGAACAACAAACCUUCAUCGAAGCCGUUGAUAAUACGUAAAGGUAAAGAAACGAAAAAACCGAUGGUUUUAAAAUCAACCGAUAAUGGUUACAGGCUUAACGACUCAGACAGAGAGUUGAUAACAAAAGAAGUAUUGAAGAGUGUCGUGACGGUGAUGCAGAAGAUGUUGAAUAACAGUCAAAUGAUAAAUGCCCAACUACUGAAAGUAUUGCCAAGCCCAAAAAGCAUUCAGAAGCGAUCGAAUAAAAGGUGGCGUAGAAAUUUUACCUAUACGCAAAAGCCACCAUUGCCCAAACCAAAAAAUCGACGUUAUAAAAAUAAACAACUCAAUACUAACCGAAGAGGAUUUACUAAAGAAGCAUUGAAAAGAUCUAAGAGAGAUGUAACUGUUACUGAAAUUUAUGGAGAGAGACAAAUUUAUAAAACCAUAAGAGCAGAUAAACAAAUAUUAUCGAAUAAUGGGACUUUGCUAAAUGCAACUAAACAUGAUGAUUAUUUUAAAUACUUUGUUGUUACUGAAAAACCUUAUACUGACAUAGCUGAGCAACAUACAUUUCGUAUAAUAAAUGCUGAGAAUUAUAAUAAUAAGGAUGAAAAUUCAGUGGCAGAGGCUGUAAAAACAGAAAAAGAAUUUAGUAUAGUAGCAGAAAAUUUGGGAUACAAACCGAAUAUAUCUUUAAGCAUUGAAAAUGAAAUAAUAGGAGAAAGAUAUAUUCCUACCGAGCCUAUUAGUUAUUUAAACGAGAUAAAAAUUCACAAUGACAAUAUAUUUACAGCAAUAGAAAUAAACAAAACCAAGUUGCAUACCACUGAGAUGAACAGUACGAAAAAUAUUAAUAAUAUUUCACAAAUUCCUAAAAAUACGUUUAUGAGAAAAAUGUAUGAGACAUUGAAUAAGUUUGGAACUGAUCAAGAUAAAGGUGCAAUGAGUCAGGUGAGUUAUAAAAAUACCAAAAACGUUAACAGAACCACAACAGAAAUUGAACAAUUUUCAAGAAAUAUUAUUGAAAAUCUUAGGAAAUUGAAAAAUUUGGCGGAAAUGCUGAACUCUAGAAGUAGACGAAAAAGAAAUGUUAUGGAAGAUGAUGAUACUAUUGAAUAUUUAUUGACUUUAAUGGAGUAUAUGUUAAAACAAACUUAUCCUUUAGACACUGCUCCAGUUAAUGACGGAAUUGAUUUAUUGAUCGAUGCAAUUAAAAGUGCACCUGAUAUAAAACCUAUCAAAAAGAAAGUAUUACAAUCUUCUUAUAAAAGAAUUUCUAGAACAACCGAAGAGAUACCUCACAUAUUAUCUGACGAUGUUUCAUCAGAUUCUAGUAGAAAUUCCAAAGAAGAUAAUAUAACUUCUGUGCCAAGUGGUACUGCCGAAGAAGUAGUAGGACUAACUGUUGGACAGUACAAAGACGAUCAAAAUGGUCAUAAAAGUAUUUUUGAUGAGAAUACGGAAUCUGUAUAUUAUGUACGAGAUUUCACUACAGAUUCUACGACAAAUUUAAAUCAGAUAGUAGGAAGUAGACCAUAUGUUACUGAAAAUAAUAGUAAAGAAGUCCAAAAAGAUUCAAACCAAUUUGACAAAUUUGAAAAUGAAAAUGGUAAAAAGUUUGAAGUAUAUUCAGCAGAUAUGGAUGAUGACGAUUCGAGUGCGGAAAUCACAAGUACGACUGCUGUACCCGAGAAAGAGUUAGAAGUUAAGGCUAUGACUACUGAUGUUACAAUUGAUACUACGGAAUUAGAAAAACCAAUUGCUACACCAAAAAUAAAUGCCAAAGGAAAGAGUCGUAGUAGUGAGGGUUCGGAUAAGCCAGUAUCUAUUGACUGGCUAGACGACAGUUAUGAACAAGACAUAAAAGAAAAUGGUACAUCUUCGAGAACAGAGGCUACAAAAAUAGUAUCAUCUAGUCUAAAGCCUAUACUACAAAAGCACGGAGAUGUUGUCAGUAGCAUGACGAAAGAAUACAGUGAUGAACAUAUUAAGAAAGAAAAAGCAAAGUGGACCGCUGAGAAACUAAUGCGUCAGAAACAGAUGGAUUUGUUGAACUCCUUAGAUUAUGGUACAGAAAGAUCUGAAGUUGAGGAUGCUGACAGCAAAGAUGACAAAGAUGAUACGUUUUCUGCUGAUUAUAGUUAA
This is a messenger RNA of Diatraea saccharalis (sugarcane borer), 2688 nucleotides long. The record is from the annotation of a GenBank genome assembly. Lineage: Eukaryota; Metazoa; Arthropoda; Insecta; Lepidoptera; Crambidae.